Molecule: messenger RNA, 1221 nt
Organism: Anastrepha obliqua
Lineage: Eukaryota; Metazoa; Arthropoda; Insecta; Diptera; Tephritidae
Exons: 2
Coding region: 1-1221 (406 amino acids)
Source: RefSeq, a predicted model, not a curated record
AUGGGGCGCUGCCAUGGCGGACCGUUUAUUUCCCCUCCAUCCUCAUUGGUCACCGCACAUGGCGACAUGGGCAGCUCUUUGGAAGGGCAGGUGACCGUAAGAAACAGACAAAUGAACAAACAACAAAAAAACAAAAAAUCGGAUAACGCUACCAAACGGACAGACAAACAGACGGACAAACGGACUGACACAAAGACAAAACGAACCGACAGUCGGACAGACAAGCGGACGGACCCAAUGACAAAACGGACAGACAAACGAACGGACACAAUCGAGCUGAGGAAGUUGGGAACUCCCUCAGAGGACGAGCUCUUGGCUUCUAGUCAAGAGACAGUUGAUGACAAAGCUGUGGGCCACAGCACGCCAUCAACUAUAAAUCAACCGAUCACAUCCGCUGAUGCCAAGGGGCAAAAGCGUCAAUACCCAAAAAAAGGCCCGUCUAGAUAUAAGCUUUACCAGCGGUCUCUAGCUAUUCUCGGCAGAAUAAGCAAAAAUGAGGCCGAAGCCAAACGCGCGUUUAACGAAGUGGCACGGGAUCACCUGCAAACGGCGUUGGUGGACGAGUUAACGAACCGCGGUAAACCUGCGUUAGAAAGGUGGUCCGAAAUCGAGGCACGGCUGUCUCGCAUUGUCGUUGAUCACGUCAUGGCAAGCCCGGAGGGUCAAGUGCCAGGUUAUGAUUCAAUGGAGGUGGUCCGUGGAUACAGGGUGAUCAAAUGCGACGAUCAGUUCUCUGUUGAUUUCCUUCAAAACGCUAUUAGCAAAAUCCAGAGCGACUGGGAAGGUUUGAGGCUCAAACUAAUCCCAGCCAGUGAGAUCCCAAGACGACCAAGGGCUCGUAUCUGGAUACCGAACAUGGAGUUCGAAGCUAAGCAGUUAAUACCAUACCUGCAAGCACACAACCGCACUGUUCCAAUGGAUGACUGGAGUAUCAUCAAAGCGGAGGCUCCGCAAAAGAACAGUGUGUCAUUCCUUCUCCAAAUCUCGGAGGAGAGUAUUGAGCCACUGGGAAAAGUGGACAACAAACUUCGGUUUGGCGUGAGGAAAGCGCAUCUGAAGUUAUUCCGUUCUGCAAAUCCGGAGGAUGAGCAGGACGAGGUUGACGACGCUAAUGAGUUGCUCAUGGGCAUGCAACUGGAAGAAGCCGGGUCCACCCAAAACGAUGGCGCUAAUGAGCAGCAUACGGGCAUGCAGCUUGACGCCCCUAAAAACGACCAGUAA